CAUCGUCAUGGCAACAUGUGAGUAGCGUUUUUUUUUUCAGUUUGGAGUUCAAAUUUUGAAUUGUUUUUCGAGUAAUUUUCUUCAAAUUAUACUCGAAGUAGAUAAAUUAUCCGAGUAUAUUUUACUUCCUCCAUUUCCAUAGGAUGUACCCAACACAAUGAAGCUUUCAGUAUGAAUAUGGAGCUGUCCAAGAUAUUAUCUACGUUAUUGAUCGUGAAUAAUGAGCGAUACCGAUGACACCGACUAUUUAUUACUAAUACCUCCAGAUUUCUUUAUCGUGAAUUUAUCAGAAUGUGAUUCACCGAACUACUUUGAUACUAGUCUUGGAAAAGAUUCUGGAAUAGGAACAGCAGUAAAUACUCGUAUUAUAGAAGAUUUUUACGACAGAUCGUUCAUAAUGGAACAUUCCAACUACGAUGAUGUUCACGAUACAUCAUUUCUAUCGUUUAAUUACUCGAAGGAUUUCGGUAAUCCGAACAACGAUCCGUUUUCGAAAAAUUCGCCCGAAAAGUUUUGCAAUACUUGGCCUCUGAAGAUGGACGAUUAUCAGUCGAAUUUCACGAAUAAAUUGAUGAAAAACAGCGAAUUAAUGCAAUUGAAAACAUCCACUCCUAAUUUAGUUCCGAGGAACCUUCUUGCUCAGAAAACGUCGAAUGAAAUUAAAAAACAGAUUAACGAGACGUCUGUGUCGAAUAAUAGCACAGUGUCUUCUAAAUUCAAUCUUAGUCAGGUUGAUAAGUUACUCGAAGAAAUGGAGAAAGCUCGUAACGAGAUAAGGACGAAAUUACAAUCGAACAGAAAACAAAUUUCAUUGAUGAAAAAUCAUUUUUAUAAAAAGACAGACGAAUCGGAUAAACAACCUGUUUGUUUGAAUGAGACUGUUUCCAAGUUGGACGAACGUAUUAGGAAUAUUAAUAAAGAAAUCAAUAGCUCUUCGUCCAGCACAACUUCCAGUAAAACGAAAAUCAACGAUUUAUUAUCAUUCCCCAGACAACCGAAAAGUUUGCUGAGUAUUUCUAAAGUAACUUCUGAAACGAAUAAUAUCGAAACAUUGCAACAGAAAUUAGAAGCAGAAACAUUGAAGAGAAAACAUUGCGAAGAAAUAAUCCAGCAGUUACAAGGUAAUCUAUUAGAACAAGAGCAAAAUUUAGCAGUUGCAUUGAGAAUCGAUUCCGAAAAAGAAGACUUCAUUAAACAAUUACAAACCGGUUGGACUCAGUUGGUAGAUCAUUGGAAAGAACUGGAAAAUCAACGACAAGAAUUAGCAUCCAUGUUAGAAAAUGAACGUACUGAAGCUAGAAAAUUGGCCGAUUCUUCGUCUCAAAAAAUCGAAGAACUAGAGAAUCGUUUGCAUGAAACGUACGAAUUGGUUACCGAAUACGAAGAAAAAAAUAAAGGAUUAGAAGAAUCGUUCAAAGAAUUACAACAGUCUCUCGAAACCAUACGUACAGAAUUUGAUAAAAAAGUUACCACUGUCGAACAAAACGUUAAACGAUUCGAAAAAGAGAAAACGCAAGUCUGCGAGCAACUAGAACAGCAAAAACAUUCAAAUUUCGUUGCCGAAUCUCGUAUCGCUGAUUUAGAAAAAUUAACCAAUUCGUUAUCUCGAGAAAAACAGGAUAUUUCGGAGAAAUAUCAAAAAGAAACGCAAAUCGUCGACGCUCUAAAAAACGAAGUUGUCAAGCUGAAAUUGAAUUGUAGUCUGGCAACCAACGCGGAGGAGACUGCUCAAAAAGAAUUGAACAAAUUGAAAGAAGAAUUCGUUAAAGUGAAAAACAGCUUGAGAGACUACUACCAAAAACAACUAGACAACGUGUUGAAAGAAAAAAUACAAGAAUUCCAAAGACAAAUCCAAAACGCCGAAAAAAUUAUGCAUCAAGAGCUCCACAAACAAGAGAAACUAACCGGUAGUAAAUUCCAAACUGUGAUAAGCAAGCUACAAAAUGAGCAUAAAACCGAACUAUCCGAAGAACGCAGAAUUAAUUCGAAACACGUGAAUAUUUUGAAAUUAGAACUGAAGGAAAGUCGUAAAAAAAUCCAAGAGAUGGAAGAAAAGCUGAAAUUAGACUCGUCUUCGAAAUUAGAACUUGCUAAGCAUGUUCAAUCGGCAUUCGAAACUCAAUGGAAAGAUACGAUGAAUUCGUUGGCUGGUAAUCAUUCCAAAGAUUUACGUUCGCCGAAUGCGAAUGAAAGAUUUUUAUUCGCCGAAGAGACCAGUGUGAAUGAAGACAAUUUAUCGGAAAUUGACAAAACAGCCGUAGAUUUACGAAGAUACGUCGAACUGUUAUUGGAAAAGCCACCUGGUAAACCGGUUAAAUCAGUUUCAUCGCAAGAUAUGGAUGAUCAAUCUUUUGAAAUCCACAAACAUCUUAAGAAUGGGAGAAAGCAGCCGCCCUGGAGGUGAAAUUAACUACAUAUUAUUUAUUUUUUUGAAUAAAUAAUCAAAUUCGAGCCAUUAUUCUUACUUUUUAGAACCGGUUGACAUUUUUUUUUUUUUUUUUUUUUUUAUGUAAAAUAUGUAAAAAAAAUAUUACCUAUUUUUUAAAAUCAUCAUUUUUUAAAAUGAAUUUUUAUAAACUCUAAUUUUAAGUUGUACUAGUACAUUAUUGAUUUUCGUAUCAAAAUUUUUGCUCAUUUUGUGUUAUUCGAUCUCAGUGAAGUAACGUAAGAUUUUUUUUAAAAAAAUUGCAAAUGCAAUAAUAGGGACUUUUUCCCCAGUGUUUAAUUGUGAAAAUUAUAUUUUUCAUUUCAAAGUAAUUUUCCAUUACUUUUGUAGACAAAUUUAAGCCAUGUAAGCGAAAAUAAAAAAGAAUAUUUCAUGA
This is a messenger RNA of Planococcus citri (citrus mealybug), 2822 nucleotides long. RefSeq names its product Centrobin (gene Cnb). The coding region runs from base 221 to 2404 and encodes 727 amino acids. The record is from RefSeq and is a predicted model, not a curated record. NCBI's taxonomy places the organism in Eukaryota, Metazoa, Arthropoda, Insecta, Hemiptera, Pseudococcidae. Gene Ontology annotation, cellular component: centrosome; centriole. The transcript is spliced from 11 exons. Gene Ontology annotation, biological process: centriole replication; mitotic cytokinetic process; centrosome separation.